GUGAUGCUAUGUUUUUAAAGCGCGCAUUUGCGUUUUAUUUGACGUGUACCUACGAUCUUUUUAUAUAUUUAAAUGUAAUUGUGAUUUUUUUUAAUUAUUCAUGUAAUACUCUUACGUAUUGUUUAUAGUAUGUAAGCUUUAUUAAAUUAAAUGCGCCAAACUAACUUACUAUUCAGUUCCCUCCAAAACUAAAACUCGAUCAGUCUGCACUUAUAUACGUUCCCGCGUUAUGAUAAAACUAUGAGAACAAUGAAUGUAAUUAUAUGAUAAUGUAAUUGUACUGAAAUACAAAUAAAACAGUAGAUAAGCAAUAAACAUUUUGGAUCAAAUCUUUUCAUUUGUUAUUAAGGUAUUACAAAAGAAUAUGUUGUAAAUGGUGGUUCCUUCACGAGAAGACAAUCAAGAUCAGUAAACAAUGAUUAUUAAACUAGUCAAAGUAAUAAGUUGUUCUUCUGAACAUCCAUCUUACCCUGUAUCAAAUCUUCUUCAGCAUCAUUCAAAUGGAGGGUGGAGAUGUGCUAAACCUGGAGAAAUGCUUGCUACUGUUGUCUUUCAGUUGGCAGAACCAUCGUGUAUCACAGGAUUAGAUAUUGGUAAUUAUCGUAGUUGUGUGAUAAUUGUUACUGCUUCUACAUCAGCAGAACCUGACAAGUGGGUCCCAAUUGUAAACCAUCAAUUUCUGACACACGACGAAGCUGCAAAUGGUAAAUUCAGAGAUCAAGUGCAAAUAUUCACAAAGAAGGAACUUAAUCCAGAGACGAUAAAAAUAAAAUUUGACCGUGUCAAAGUAACUUGUAUGCAGUCUGCAAAUUUAAAAGAGUUAUUUGGCUUAUCUUUCAUUGUAUUGAAAACAGAAGUUGUGGUUGAUUUAGGAUUGGAUGUAUUUGGAAGAUUUAAACUGAAACAGCCAGAAGAGAACAAUGCUAAAUCAUCUCUGAAUGAUUUCAAAGAGAAAUACUUAAAAAUGAUUGAUAACAAGAAAACAGAUUACAAAGGAAGUUUACUAGCAAAAGUCAAAGAAACUGGGAUGAGUAAUUUUUCUAAGAGACAAGAAGAGGACAGGGAACCAAUGAAAAGACCUUUAUUAGAAAAACUGGAGGCAGGAAAAGCUGAAGAAGUGUUUGGAAAGAAAGAUACAGAUUCAGCUUUAUUGAAUAGCUCUAAAGUCAAAGAUGAAAAAACUACAACUGAUGAGCCAGUAGUGAGAACUCCAUUUGGGGAUGUUGUACCUUCACCCUCAUCCAAAACAAAUAAAAAGGACACAAAAAAUGAAAAUGAAGCUCACAGUAAAAAUUCUAGGAAACGUUCCUUAACUCCGGAAGAAAGUUCGUCAAAAGAAAACAUAAUUAAAAAGAAGCAAAAUUGCCCUCAGUGCCAAGAUGAAUCAGAAAACAAAAUUUGUAAAAAUUGUGGAAAAGUGCCUCCACCCAAGCCUAUAGAUAGACCAGAAAGACCUGCAAAGAAGAAUGCUGUGAAGGCACAGAAACCAAAAAAACCAUUUUCUAAACUUUUUGAGGAUGUUUCAUUUUCACUCAGUGGAUAUGUUAAUCCACAAAGGGAUGAAAUAAGGAAAAAAGCUCUUCAAAUGGGAGCAAGGUACAUUGCUGAUCCUAAUACAACUAAUAAAAAAUGUACCCAUCUGAUUUGUGCCUUUAAAAAUACUCCAAAGUAUCAACAGUUAAAAGGCCAUUCUAAAAUUGUUUCACAUGAUUUCAUUGAAGAUUGUUUUAAUGAAAAAAUAAGAUUUCCGUGGAGGCGUUAUGCUUUGGAUAGAAAAGCAAGAGCUGAACCUGAAAGUGAAGAAGAAAUAGUAGGUAGUUCAUCACCACCAAGAACAUCUAAUGUAUUUGAAGAAGAUACUGAUUCGGAUUCUAAUUAUUGAAUAAUCGUUCAUUCAUUUUGCUACAUACAAAAAAUAACUGCUGGCACAGAAUUUUACUCAAUAUGUACAUAAUUAAUUAAUUUUCAUGUAAAAAUAUUUUAUUUGCGGAUGAAAUGUAAUGAAUCUGUUAAUAUAAUCUCAAUUUUUGUAAGCUUUAAAAUACAAGUGAAUAACUAUAAAAUGUAUUUUAAUAAAAAUUGUUUCCUAACUUUUGAUAUUCUAAUAAACAUUUGAAUGCAUUAUGAUU
Osmia lignaria (orchard mason bee) is the source of this 2129-nucleotide messenger RNA. It is a transcript of the gene XRCC1, whose product is annotated as DNA repair protein XRCC1. The record is from RefSeq and is a predicted model, not a curated record. Gene Ontology annotation, biological process: single strand break repair; base-excision repair. Lineage: Eukaryota; Metazoa; Arthropoda; Insecta; Hymenoptera; Megachilidae. Gene Ontology annotation, molecular function: damaged DNA binding. Gene Ontology annotation, cellular component: nucleus.